UGACGCUUUACAGUAAGUCCAACAUGGCAGAUAGAGUAGGUCUUGCACGGUGACUAAAGCAACAUUUCAUUAGAAACGGUCGCUCCAAACUCCACAGGGCCACGGGACGUCCACGAUGAGGGAGAGACAGAAGAAAAAGAAGGGGAGGACGUGGGCGGAAGCCGCUAAAACGGUUUUGGAAAAGUACCCUAAUACGCCUAUGAGCCAUAAAGAGAUCUUGCAGGUGAUCCAAAGAGAGAGGCUUAAAGAAAUAAGAAGUGGAACCUCACCCCUGGCAUGUCUGAAUGCUAUGCUGCACACAAACUCCCGUGGUGAGGAGGGGAUCUUCUACAAAGUUCCAGGCAGAAUGGGAGUCUACACAUUAAAGACACAGAAGGACAUCUCAGAGGUGGUGAAAAAGCUGUCAGGGGAGGGCUCUGAUGAGAUCAGUGACAAUCUGUCGGAUUCCCGAAGCUCAGAGAACAGCAGCACCGUUCCUCCAGAAGCCAGGAGAGGCAGGUGGAUGCGAAGAGUCCCCUCCAAGCUGCAGUCACAGCCGUCAUCUCCACAGCCACAGUGCUCAUCGCCUCCUGUCUCCUCCAGCAAGCUCAUCUCUCCCUCUCAGAAGCACAGCAAGAAGGCACUUAAACAGGCCUUGAGGCAGCAGCAGCAAAGGAGUCAGCGCAGACAGGGUGGCAUGCCCGCCAUCUCCAGUUCCAGGCUGCUACUAAAGACCAUCAAAGACAUGGCAGAAAACAUUACAACAAAGAGUGAUUUGUGCCACCCUGUUGUGCCCAGAAAAGUCCCCCAAAGGUCUGGUCGUCUCAGUGCAGGGCAAAUAAAGCGUACAAAGUGUAAAAUAGACGUGGAGACGCCAGACUCCAUUUUGGUAAACACCAACCUGAGAGCACUCAUCAACAAGCACACCUUCUCAGUGCUGCCUCCCGACUGCCAGCAGAAGUUGGUCAAACUCCUGCCUGAAGUCGACCGACAGGUUUGCUUGGACGGCCUUCUGAAGGUCACCAGCUCUGCUUUAAACAAUGAAUUCUUUGCAUCGGCAGCACAGUCUUGGAAGGAGAGGCUGGCUGAAGGGGAAUUCACACCUGAGCUGCAGCUCCGCAUGCGCCAGGAAAUUGAGAAGGAAAAGAAAGUUGAGCACUGGAAGGAGGCUUUCUUUGAAAAUUAUUAUGGGGAAAAUUCAGGCCUUAGCUACGAAGAAUCCAAAGAGCUGAUAAAGCCUGAAGUGAAAAAGGAGCCCGUCAGACGCCGGUCUCCUGUUUGUCAGACGAAGCCGUCUGCUCAGGCUGUGGAGGACAAAAAGAGCAUGAGGGACUGCAUCAAGACUGAUGCUACAGAUAAAGACAAGAAACCAACUGAGAAAUCACUGGAACCUUCAAAGGAGCUCCCCAAACUUAAAGAGUCCACUCCUACCACAGAGCCCAUGAAGACACGGCGGUCCCUUUAUGCAGAGGAUCGAAAGUCGACCACGGUUCAACAGGCUGCAAUGACGACGGCCAUAAAAACACCAGAAGCUGAGAGUCCAACUGAACCAAGUGCAGCAAGUACGCUUAGUGAAGAGCAGCACCAAGAGGAAAAGGAAGAGAAGAAAGCCGAGCUCCCUGAGAAACCUGUGGAGAAAAGCCCCCCACUCAAAGCUACUUCACAUGUAAAGGAUGAUCAGCCUGUUACUGUGGAUAAACCAGCCGUGGAUGACCAAGAGGCGUCCUCAGAGCCCGGCUCAGACGCCCUGAAGAGAAAAACACUUUACGAGACAGAAGGAGAAGUGACACCCGAGAAAAGACCUCGUCUGUCUUCCGUUUCCUCCGUGUCCUCAGUCUCCUCUCCAUCUCCAUCAGGAUCAUCCAUAUCCAGCCCUGCCACGCCAUCUCCAACAAGUCAGAGGGUCCCACCUCUCAAGAUCCCAGUGUCACGAAUUCUUCCCAGCCCGGGCCGUACAGGACCUCGCACUUUGGCUGACUAUAAAGCCAAAAUGCUUGCCCAUAAACAGAGAGCAGCCGCCGCCGCACUUUCAUCUGCGUCAAAGGGGCCGGUGCCAGGCCCCGGGCCAGGGGGAGGUAGCAGUAGUGAUCAGAGGCAGCCAUCACCCAGCCUCAGCCCAACCUCCCCACAGGCACACACCAGGUUACCGGCCACCAGCAGUAGCAGCAUCCCAUCUGGUGUGCUUUCUCCUCCGCUCAGCUCAACUCAGUCACAGACGCCUCUCUCAAAAACAGCUGAUGAGAGGCGCGGUAGCCAUUUUGCCGGUACAGUCUUUACAGGGCCACCAAGCAUCCAAAGGAGUUCAGAUGCUUCAACAGAACAUUCAUCUUUUCUGGCUGUGAAGGAUAAAGAAGCCCCACAAAGUACUGCAUCCCUAACCAGAACUAGUUCUUGCAUUCCUGCAAACAAUCCCCUUGUGACUCAGUUGCUGCAAGGAAAAGAAGUCCCACUGGAUCAGAUCCUCCCUAAACCCCUAUCCAAGGUGAGGGGGUCAAACCCGGCUUCUGAAAAUAAGGGGAAAACUUCUCAUUUUGCUGAUCCUAGAGGAGAUAGGCAGAUUCCUCCACAAACCAAUCCAUCUGGGCGAGGCCUAUUGGAAUACACCAAACACCACAGGGAGCUUCCUGAUAAGGAGACCCAAGAGCAGAUCCUGCAGACUCUAAUGCAGAGGAAAGCUCAACAACAGACCCAGCCCUCUGGAGGUGCAGCGCCAAAGCCCACCCAGCAUAAAUUCCAGCAUAUGAUGCACGCAGAGGAGUGUCGGGGUCAGUCCAGGGUUUUGGUUGGCUUUCUGGGCCAAAGGAAGAUUCCCAGGCCUGCCAUGACCGGGCAUUACCUGCUCAAUGUGUCCACAUAUGGCAGAGGAUCAGAGAGCAAGAAACUGCAGCUUUCAGUCUGUCCCAAGAACUCUGUGUCUGGUUUAAAAAGGGAGAACGCAGAAAGAAAGGAGACGGGUAAAAACGAGGAACCCGUCAAAGAUUUCACGUCCAUUAUUAGGGUAAAAACUGAGCAGCAGGGAUGUUCAGUUACCAGGUCCAACGACGCAACACGGCUUCAGCAUUGCUCCAGCGUCAAAACCGAGCCUGGAUCCGAAAACAAUGGAGCUGGUGGCGACAACAGCAAAGCCAAAGACACCAGCCCUUUUUCUCCGUCACACCGAAGUCACCUCGAACUCUGCAAUAGCAAUCAAGGAAACUCUGAGCCAUAUCUUACUCCCAUGGACCCAAGUCACCAGCCGCCGACUGCCUUCCAGAGAACGCUUGACAAUCAGGAUUCAGCUGUAGCCUCCGGCUACGGCGGCACUAUCAGCAUGUCUGUACCUCACACUCUGAACCACAACACUGCGGGCUCGUCCACGUCCUCAUCGGAGGUGGACGGCGGGGGAAUCUGUGGGAGUGUCAUGUCAUUCUCAGUGACUGUCACCACGAUACCCGCCGGUCACACGUUAGACCACGGCAAUCAGGCUGAGCCCUCACAGGAGCAGUCAUUUAUCCAGGGCUCCAACAUGGAGGACGUCCAGUCUAAAUGCUACUGCCGACUGAAGGCAAUGAUCAUGUGCAAAGGUUGUGGAGCCUUCUGCCAUGAUGACUGCAUUGGCCCUUCUAAGCUGUGUGUGUCAUGUUUAGUGGUACAGUAAUAUGAACUUAACAAUAACAAAGUAAUGUAAUGGUUUCAUUAGGCAUGGGCCGGUAUGAACAACAGGACCCUUUUCAGAUGGGAUCAACCAUUAAAUGGCUGUUAUUAGCCUUCAUUGCUCCCAUGGAACGACCUCUGGCUGCACCUCCUCUACUAGGCCUGAAACUAUUUUAACGGAUUAAUCGAGUAUUGAAAGAAUCGGCAACUAAUUUAGUAAUCAAUCGUUAAAUGGCGUAUAAAGACUGUAAAACAUGUCUUUAGCUG
Cyprinodon tularosa is the source of this 3879-nucleotide messenger RNA. It is a transcript of the gene asxl2, whose product is annotated as ASXL transcriptional regulator 2. The transcript has 13 exons. The record is from RefSeq and is a predicted model, not a curated record. Gene Ontology annotation, molecular function: DNA binding; chromatin binding; peroxisome proliferator activated receptor binding. Lineage: Eukaryota; Metazoa; Chordata; Actinopteri; Cyprinodontiformes; Cyprinodontidae. Gene Ontology annotation, cellular component: PR-DUB complex. Gene Ontology annotation, biological process: animal organ morphogenesis; positive regulation of transcription by RNA polymerase II. The coding region runs from base 116 to 3616 and encodes 1166 amino acids.